Molecule: messenger RNA, 405 nt
Organism: Balaenoptera ricei (Rice's whale)
Lineage: Eukaryota; Metazoa; Chordata; Mammalia; Artiodactyla; Balaenopteridae
Gene: CFAP144
Product: cilia and flagella associated protein 144
Exons: 4
Coding region: 1-405 (134 amino acids)
Cellular component (GO): ciliary base
Source: RefSeq, a predicted model, not a curated record
AUGGCUGGACACCAGAAGGAGAAGGCGAUCGCAGAUGAGGUCCACCAGAACCAGAUCCUGCGGGAAUUGUACCUCAAAGAGUUACGAACCCAGAAACUCCACACGCAGUAUCAUGUGAAUCCACUCCGCAAGGUUCACACAAUCGCCAGAAAGCCCAUGUCUUGGCAUGAUAACCUGGAGGAACCUGCAGAUGCCAGGUUUCUAAAUCUUAUCCACCAUGCUGCCCAGGGACCAAGGAAGAAAUAUCCCGAGACACAGACUGAAAGUCAAGAGAUUGGAUGGGACUCAGAGCCCUUGGUCAACCCGCAACGCAAUGACCACAGGCUGAACCACUUCAGGGUCUACAAUGACAUCACUCUGUACAAGGCUAAAAUGUGGAGCUUGGGAGAUGAUCACCACAAAUAG